AGUGGAUUGGAGAAUAUUCCUACUACGGUGUCUCGAGUCGUUCAGUUCCCCAUUGUUAGGCGUUUUCAUUAUUUAUCUUUUCCUCAAUGACGAUGGGUGAUAUGAUAUAUGAAGAACUGGAGGAUUUGAUGCAUUUUUCAGUCCACGAUUUACCAGGUCGUGGAUAUGCUGUUAUGGAGGAGAUCAGAAGGCAAGGGAAACUCUGCGAUGUCACCCUGAAGGUUGGAGACCACAAGUUCAGCGCCCACAGGAUUGUUCUGGCUGCCUCCAUCCCUUACUUCCAUGCCAUGUUUACGAAUGACAUGGUAGAGUGCAAGCAAGAUGAGAUUGUAAUGCAAGGGAUGGACCCUAGUGCACUUGAAGCUUUGAUCAAUUUUGCGUAUAAUGGCCAUGUGGCCAUCGACCAGCAGAACGUCCAGUCCCUGCUGAUUGGAGCCAGCUUUUUGCAGCUGCAGAAUGUCAAGGAUGCCUGCUGCUCCUUCCUCCAGGAAAGACUUCACCCUAAGAACUGUCUGGGCGUGCGACAGUUUGCAGAGACCAUGAUGUGCACAACACUGUACGACGCGGCCAACAGUUUUGUCCACCAGCACUUUGUGGAGGUGUCCGUGUCUGAGGAGUUCCUCAGUCUCAGGCCAGAGGAAGUACUGGAGCUGGUGGGUUGUGACGAACUCAACAUCAAAGCGGAGGAGCAGGUGUUUGAAGCAGUUCUUGCGUGGGUGCGGCAUGAACGUGAGGAGCGGGAACCUCGGCUCCCUGAGUUACUCUCCAAGACCCGUCUGCCCCUUUGUCGACCCCAGUUCUUGGCAGACCGCGUUCAACAGGAUGAACUGGUGCGCUUUUGCCACAAAUGCAGGGAUCUUGUUGAUGAAGCGAAGGAUUUCCACCUCAUGCCAGAGCGCCGUCCUCACCUGCCCGCUUUUAAGACUCGACAAAGAUGCUGUACUUCAAUCGCAGGGCUAAUAUAUGCAGUCGGUGGACUAAAUAGUGCAGGUGACUCAUUGACUGUAGUUGAAGUAUUUGACCCAAUUGGAAAUUGCUGGGAACGCUGUCAGCCAAUGAGUACAGCCCGAAGUCGAGUGGGUGUGGCAGUUGUCAAUGGGUUACUUUACGCAAUCGGUGGAUAUGAUGGACAAUCACGGCUAAGCACAGUGGAGGUCUAUAACCCAGAAACGGAUACUUGGACAUGUGUUGCUAGCAUGAACAGUCAACGCAGUGCAAUGGGAACAGUGGUGGUUGACGGACAUAUCUAUGUGUGCGGGGGCUAUGAUGGCAAAUCCUCACUCAACUCAGUAGAGUGCUACUCUCCAGAAGCCAACAGGUGGACAGUAAUGACAGAGAUGAGUGCAAGUCGCAGUGCAGCUGGGGUGACUGUUUUUGAUGGAAGGAUUUUUGUAUCUGGUGGUCAUGACGGUUUACAGAUCUUCAAUACGGUGGAGUACUACAACCAGCACACAGCUCUUUGGCACCCCGUUGCUGGCAUGAUGAACAAGCGCUGUCGCCACGGCGCUGCAGCCCUUGGCAGCCAGCUCUAUGUGGCGGGGGGUUAUGAUGGUUCCGGGUUCCUCAGCGGGGCCGAGGUGUACAGCUCAGUGGCAGACCAAUGGAGCCACCUGGUGGCCAUGAACACACGGCGCAGCAGAGUCUCACUGGUGGCAAACUGUGGCAGGCUUUACUCCGUGGGUGGCUAUGACGGACAAUCCAACCUGAGCUCUGUAGAGAUGUACGACGCUGAGACCAACCGCUGGACAUUCAUGGCACCCAUGGUGUGCCACGAGGGUGGGGUGGGUGUUGGUUGUAUACCCCUUCAGCCUGCUUAACCCCUACCAUCCCCAAAAGCCCAAAGACUUUUAGAUUUUUGUAAAUACAUUUUUAAAUCAAUUAACAAGAAAAAGGUAUAAAUGUAUGUUUCUGUAUACCUGGUACCACAGUUCAAACCAUUUGAUUUAUUUAAGUCUGGUUUAGCCAUUGUACCAUUGAAAGGUUUAUAAUGAGAAUGUUCAUAGGGCAUUAGUACAUGAGUAAACAUAUGUUGGGAUUCAGUUGCGUAGUUUGUAGGGAUACAGAGGCUGGGGUUUUGGGAUGGCCGGAGGUAACUGCCCUGACCAUUAGGCUCUAAGCUCCUAUUUGGGAGGAGCGACACUAAAUUAACUUGUAGUGAACAAGUAGAUGAAGAGAGCGAUGAAUAAAUAGCAGGACAAGUGUAGACUUUUAUCGUAUGAUGUGUGCAUCAGAAUUUACAACCUUGACGUGAUACUUCAUACCAGAAUCUGUCCCGAAUGUUACUAUCGCUAUCAAUGUCUGCACCAUUGUACUGAGGAUUGAGUUGCACUAUCUGAUCUGGAAGCCUUGUCAUGGUUUCAUAAUAUGGUACAGGUUUCACAAUGUUGGUGAAUUUCUUUGUGUUUUGGGAAAAUAGGUAUUAUUUUGAUUGGGAUCAUUUGCUUAUGAAUAUUAUUAUAAAGUAACUGACCACCAUAACUCCUUGCCCUUUGGUUGUGGGAACUGUUUUCCCAACAAGGAUCUUAGCAAAAGGGAACUGAAGAACGGUCUUCCGGUUGAUUGCAUUACGAUGCCACAACACCAAGUUGUAUAGCAACUUGAUAACCCUUCAAAUUGUUUAAACAAAAUGAACAACACAUGAGGUGCGUUCAACAGAGGAAAUAGUUUGCUAACGUAUUCCAUUUGUCUUCUGUUAGCUGCGAAAGUUCGCUAACAGUGUGAGAAGGUGGUAGUGUUCCGCGAACGUAAAAUAUCUGUUUCGGGUCUAAACUGCCACCACCUAGGCUUUCUAUUACAUGUAGUAGGAAUAGGAAAGUCAUUUUCAGUUUGAUUCUCAUUGCUAAACUGUCAUGGUAAUCCUUGCAAACAUUUAGCUUUUUAAUGUUUCACCAUAACUUUCAUUCAAAAUCGUUCAACUGAAAUUGUUCAUCACAAACAGAACCCUUGUUGAACGCACCUCUGCUCAAAGUGCAAUUUCAUAUUUUAUUAUAAAAUAGUAUGGGAGAACUUAAGUGGCUAAAAUAUGAUGAAGUGUGCUUUGAAGAGUGGAGAUGAUGCAUAGCGACGAUGUAGCUGCAAAUGUUAUGCUUUAUUACCCAAAAUAUUGAAUAUGUCAAAAGCAGACUGUGCAGCACAUUUAGGGAGCAUUCCAGUAACAUUCAGAUUUUUUUUUUUGCAUCUGCCACUGGUAACGUUGUGUGGGAGCUUACCAUUCCCUUGGAACAACAGUGGCAACCUAUUUUAAGAAUGAGGUAUUGUGUAAUGUAAUUGAAAAUGGAUUGUACAGUGAGAUGUAGUAUUGCUUUAUAGACUUGUUUGUCAGACUUUAUCUGCUGCAUUUGUCACGAUUUAAAUAACUUUCAUUUGGGAUUAAUUACUGUGAACUUUUGACAUGUUGAUGUUUAGCUUAUUUCUGCUGAUGUUCUGGUAAUAUAUUACACACACGUUUUAUAUGUAUAUAUAUAUAUUUUUUUUGGCAUUAUUAUGUUUGCAGGAUUCUUACUGCUCUUCACUUGGUACUGUCUGGUCCCAGGCUACAAAUUGUAUUUAUUAGUGCAUUUUUUUGUUGUUUCUUGAUUCUUAACUUUACGAUUAGUACUACUAUCACAAAUAUGUAAGCUUGAAGUGAUAGUGAUUUUUUUUUAUGACUUCCCUAGGGUGUUCUUUCCUCCAAACUGUUUAUGAAUUUGUUAGCAGUUCAUUUAGCAACGUCGAGACUAAUCUGACUAGCAUUUUGGGAGAAUGUAGGAUUCCAUCCGUGAGUAGGGCAUUCAAAACCAUUACAAUUGGUGCAAGUUGAGUUGCAGACAUUUUUUAAAAUAUAAACAGGGACAUCCCAUUGAGACCAUGGCCUCUUUAUAAGGGAGCACUGCACACAAUCAUAUAAAUUCCCAAUAUUUACAAUUGCAACGCAAUAAAAACAUACCAAAUUUACAAGUAACUACAAAACACGAUCAUGGAAAAACAAACACAUUCCUCAGUAAAAAGGUAAAUCAACCAGUCGUCUGAACUGCUCUAGUGGCACCAAAACAUCCAACCUUAGAGAGUUCUGGAAAUCAUUCCACAAGUAAGGUGCAAAUAAACUAAAUGCAGAUCUACCUAACUUUAGUGGACACCGAAGGGCUCUCCAGAGUUAGCCAUAUCUGAGACCGGGUCUGGUAGCUGGUACAUCUUUAGGUUACGAUGAAGUAAGGUACGGCGGAUGUUUGUGUAAGAGAGCUUUAUAAACAAAAAUAUUGCAAUGCGUUGAUCUGAGUAUUCAAAGAGGGCCAGCUUACUUUCUGAUACAGAAAGCAGUGAUAUGUACUGAACCUGUCACCUGUAAAUAAAGCGCAGUGCGCUAUGAGUAACUGCGUCCAAUGGUUUCAAUACAGUGGGAGCCGCAUUCAUAUAGACGAUAUCACCAUAAUCUAUAACCGGUAUGAAUGUCAACUUGAAUGUUUUGUUUUCUGCUACUAAAACCUCUUGGCGCACAGAUCCCUUUAGCGGGAUCAUUUUCGUCAACAUCCUGUGAAUUGCAGAGCGCCAAAUUCAAAUUAAAUUACAAAAAAUAUUUUAUGUUCAUGAAAUCACAAGUGCGACACCACCAAAACACAGUUUAGCUUGUUGUUAAUUAAUCCACUUGGCGUGUCAGAUUUCAAAAAGGCUUUAUGGUGAAAGCAAACCAUGCAAUUAUGUGAGGACAGCUCUCAGCAGACAAAACAUUACAAACAGCUAGCAGCAAAGUAGAUUGGUCACGAAAGUCAGAAAAGCUAUCAAAUUAAUCGCUUACCUUUUGAUCUCCGUAUGUUUGCACUCACGAGACUCCCAGUUACACAAUACAUGUUCAUUUUCUUCUAUAAAGAUUCUCUUUAUAUCCAAAAGCCUCCAUUUGGUUUGCGCGUUUUGUUUAGAAUCCACAGUCUCGUGUGGUCAGGACGGGUAGACGAAAAUUCCAAAUAGUAUCCGUAAAGUUCGUCGAAACUUGUCAAACGUUUUUUACAAUAAAUAAUGUUUUUACAAUAAAUUAUUGAUAAUAUUUCAUCUUCUGUUGAAUCUGAAAAUUAAUCUUAAUGGUUGUACAGUCGUCUCAAAUAAAACUGUGAAGGACCUCGACGUUACUCUGGACCCUGAUCUCUCUUUUUACGAACACAUCAAGACUGUUUCAAGGACAGCUUUUUUCCAUUUACGUAACAUUGCAUAAAUCAGACAUUUUCUGUCCAAAAAUUAUGCAGAAAAAUGUAUCCAUGCUUUUGUUACUUCUAGGUUAGACUACUGCAAUGCUCUACUUUCUGGCUACCUGGAUAAAGCACUAAAUAAACUUCAGUUAGUGCUAAAUACAGCUGCUAGAAUCCUGACUAGAAUCCUCUCUCCACUGGAAUUCUCUGCCACUAACCCUAUUACAGGGGCUGAGUCACUGGCUUACUGAUGCUUUUCCAUGCCAUCCCUAGGAGUGGGUUAAGUCACUGACGUGGUCUUCCUGUCUGGGUUGGCGCCUCCUCUUGGGUUGUGCUGUGGCGGAGAUCUUCGUGGGCUAUACUCUGCCUUGUCUCAAGGUAGUAAGUUGGUGGUUGAAGAUAUCCCUCUAGUGGCGUGGAGGCUGUGCUUUGUCGAAGUGGGUGGGCUUAUAUCCUGCCUGGUUGGCCCUGUCCUGGGGUAUCGUCAGACGGGGCCACAGUGUCUCCCGACCCCUCCUCUCUCAGCCUCCAGUAUUUAUGCUGCAAUAGUUUGUGUCGGGGGCUAUGGUCAGUCUGUUAUAUCUGGAGUCUCCUGUCUUAUCCGGUGUCCUUUGUGAAUUUAAGUAUGCCUCCUCUAAUUCUCUCGGAGGAGGACCUGAGCCCUAGGACCAAGCCGCAGGACUACCUGGCCUGAUGACUACUUGCUGGCCCGUCCACCUGGUCGUGCUGCUCCUCCAAUUUCAACUGUUCUGCCUGCGUCUAUGGAACCAUGACCUGUUCCCUUGUCCCGGACCUGCUGUUUUCGACUCUCUCUACCACACCUGCUGUCUCUGACUGAUCGGCUAUGAAAAGCCAACUGACAUUUACUCCUGAGGUGCUGACCUGUUGCACCCUCUACAACCACUGUUAUUAUUAUUUUACCCUGCUGGUCACCUAUGAAUGUUUGAACAUCUUGGCCAUGUACUGUUAUAAUCUCCACCCGGCACAGUCAGAAAAGGACUGGCCACCCCUCAGAGCCUGAUUCCUCUCUAGGUUUCUUCCUAGGUUCUGGCCUGUUCAGGUAGUUUUUCCGAACCACCGUGCUUCUACACCUGCAUUGCUUGCUUUUUGGAGUUUUUGGCUGGAUUUCUGUAUAGCACUUUGUGACAUCGGCUGAUGUAAAUGUCUUUUAUUAUUUAGCCUUUGUUUAACUAGUCAAGUCAGUUAAACUAGUCAAGUCAGUUUCUUGGCGCAAGCAAGGCUUUUCUUAUUGAUGUCCUUUAGUAGUGUUUUUUUGUUGUUGCAGCAAUUCAACCACGAAGGCCUGAUUCACACAGUCUCCUCUGAACAGUUGAUGUUGAGAUGUGUCUAAUACUUGAUCUCUGAAGCAUUUAUUUGGUCUGCUCCUUUUAAAAAGUUGCAAGCUUACACCGCAGGACUUAGAGGUACCCAGUGUCACGGCUACAUUGCUCCAGACCACCACAAGGAGGAGUUAGAGCACUCACUAUGCAUUUGGUUCCCAAGGUUUUUAGAGACAAACGAUUGUGCAUAUUUUUUGGUUAUACAUUUAAAUGACGAAAAUGGCUAUUUAGCAAGUUAGCUGACAUGAGUAUGAAAUUGUAAUUCGUGUUUGUUUUAGGGACUCCUGGGAAAACCAGCAAACCAGGCUGUCUUGUGAAACAGUCAAUAUAUGAAGAAUCUAGCUAGCUAAUCCAUUUACUGCUAAUUGAAUGUACAAUUGUGAAAGCUUGCCUUGCUUAUAUUUGCCAUGCAAUGCAGCUGAAGUAACUUCACUACACAAUAAGCAAAUAAAUUGUUAGCAGAGGAUAAAAAUAACUAUGCCUAAUGAUGUGUAGCUAGCUACAGUAUGUGUAUGUGCCGAUCUGUGUAUGGACCCUAAAACUUUUGGUUCUGAACUAAUAUUUAUACUAUCUAUGAACCUCAGCUAUCAUAGUUGUUGAAUUGACGUCAAGUCUGAAUGUCAUUAAUGAAGCCUAUUGAACCAAGUAUGCAAGUCCUAUGUACUGUAGCUUUACCACGCAUGAGAUCCCCACAUUGUAGCCUGUACAUUGAAUAUAUUCACUGAUCAUUUACUCUUCCUUAGCAAAUAAAGGUGCGGUUCAGGUA
Molecule: messenger RNA, 7262 nt
Organism: Oncorhynchus kisutch (coho salmon)
Lineage: Eukaryota; Metazoa; Chordata; Actinopteri; Salmoniformes; Salmonidae
Gene: klhl18
Product: kelch-like family member 18
Exons: 10
Coding region: 87-1817 (576 amino acids)
Molecular function (GO): protein binding
Source: RefSeq, a predicted model, not a curated record